This is a messenger RNA of Lodderomyces margitis, 1854 nucleotides long. It is a transcript of the gene CNT, whose product is annotated as Cntp. NCBI's taxonomy places the organism in Eukaryota, Fungi, Ascomycota, Pichiomycetes, Serinales, Debaryomycetaceae. Gene Ontology annotation, biological process: nucleoside transmembrane transport. Gene Ontology annotation, molecular function: symporter activity; nucleoside transmembrane transporter activity. The record is from RefSeq and is a predicted model, not a curated record. Gene Ontology annotation, cellular component: membrane. The transcript has a single exon. Bases 1 to 1854 code for a protein of 617 amino acids.
AUGUCUAAUCCUUACACUGGCAGUCACGACACCUCCGAUUCAAUAAUUGAAGUGCAAUCAAAUGAUUAUCCACCACCAUCAGCACCACCACCAGUAGACCUUGAAGCGAAUGAUAAAGCAGAAAAGUUCAUCACUGAAGAAAACACAACUACUGAUGAGUUAUCUAAGGAAGCCAGUGUUACCGAACAUCAACACGAGCCAGCUACAAAAUCACAUUUAACUUAUUGGCAACGAUUCAAAUUGAAAUUCCCAUGGUACAAAAUAGCAUUCCAAAUCUUCUUGGGAUGUUUCUUCACAUCUUGGUGGUUAUCUAUUGUCAUCCAACCAAAACACCGUCAUCAGUGGUUAAUCCCUACUGUGAUUUGGGGUAUGAUCAUGGUGCGUUUAAUUACCUGGCACUGGCGAAUCUUGCCCUGGUGCUUGAAAUACGUGAAAUAUGUAUGGGAUUCAUGUUGUGAUUUCAUCUACACCAAAUUAUUCCCACAACGGUAUCAAAGGUUAUUGGCCGGUGCAGCAAUUGUCAUUGCUGUUGUAUUGUUGGGCACAUUUAUCCCUACCGAAACUGAUUUUUCCAAACGACCAGACCGUGCUGUGUCAUUUUUCGGUUGUUUGGUGGCCGUAUUUGGCUUGUUUGUAACUUCAAAGAACCCCACCAAGAUUCAAUGGAAUACAGUAAUCGGCGGAUUUUUGAUGCAAUAUAUCGUGGCAUUGUUUGUCUUGAGAACAAAAUGUGGAUUUGAUGUAUUCAAUUUCAUUUCAACUUUGGCUCGAGAAUUAUUAGGGUUUGCUAAAGACGGUGUGGCAUUUUUAACUGAUCAAGAAAUUGCUAACAAGUCCUGGUUCUUCUUUACCGUAUUGCCAUCAGUGGCGUUUUUCGUGGCAUUUGUUCACAUUUGGUACUACUUUGGCGUUAUUCAAUGGGGAAUUCGUAAAUUUGCAUUCUUCUUUUUUUGGUCAUUGCGAGUCUCAGGGGCAGAGGCGAUGACGGCUGCUGCUUCGCCCUUUAUUGGGAUUGGUGAAUCGGCAAUUUUGAUUAAAGACCUUAUGCCCUAUUUAACCAAAGCUGAAUUGCACCAAGUUAUGACUUCUGGGUUUUCAACUAUCUCGGGUGCCGUGUUGGUGGGAUAUAUCGGGUUAGGGUUGAAUCCUCAAGCCUUGGUUAGUUCAUGUGUUAUGUCGAUUCCGGCAUCAUUGGCAGUAUCGAAAUUGAGAUACCCGGAGACUGACAUACCAGUGUCAAACGGGCAAAUCAUAAUCACUGAUAAUCAAAAAGCCAAUAACAAUGAAGCAGAGGAGGAUAAGGAUAAACCACAAAACGUGUUACAAGCAUUCUCUAAUGGUGCAACAUUGGGAUUGAAAAUUGCCGGAACGAUGAUGAUCCAAUGCAUGUGUAUCAUUGCCCUUGUUGCAUUAUGUAACGGUAUCUUGACUUGGUUUGGUAAUUACUGGAACAUUCAUGAAUUAACCCUUGAGCUCAUGUUGUCAUACUUAUUUUAUCCCAUUGGAUUUCUUCUUGGCACACCAAGAAACGAAAUCUUGUUGGUGACCAAAUUGAUCGCUUACAAAUUCGUUCAAAAUGAAUACGUGGCUUACAACUUGUUAAUCAACGAAGCUCCUUAUAAUCAAUUAUCACCUAGAGGUACUUUGAUUGCCACUUAUGCUUGUUGUGGGUUUGCCAACUUGGGUAGUUUGGGUAUUACUUUGGGAGUAUUGAACACCUUGACUAAUAAUUCACGUGCCAAGGAUAUUUCUCAAAGUAUCAUGUCGGCCUUGUUUUGUGGUGGUAUUGCUACUCUUACUUCUGCAGCAAUUUCAGGAAUGGUUUUGCAUGAUUUGAAAAAUUUCAUAAAUUGA